GAAGGGCGGGCGGCGCCAAGAUGGCGGUGCAGGCCGUGCACCUGGAGGCCGACGCCUUCCUCGUGUGCCUCAACCACGCGCUCAGCACCGAGAAGGAGGAGGUCAUGGGGCUCUGCAUCGGCGAGGUCGACACCAGCAGGAUCGUCCACAUCCACUCCGUGAUCAUCCUGCGCCGCUCCGACAAGCGCAAGGACCGCGUGGAGAUCUCCCCGGAGCAGCUCUCGGCCGCCUCCACGGAAGCCGAGAGGUUGGCUGAAAUGACGGGGCGGCCCAUGAGGGUCGUGGGCUGGUAUCACUCUCAUCCUCAUAUCACUGUCUGGCCGUCGCACGUGGAUGUCCGCACCCAAGCCAUGUAUCAGAUGAUGGACCAGGGCUUUGUAGGGCUUAUUUUCUCCUGCUUUAUUGAGGACAAAAACACAAAGACAGGCAGGAUUCUCUACACGUGUUUCCAGUCCAUUCAAGCCCAGAAGAGCUCAGAAUACGAAAGAAUUGAAAUUCCUAUUCAUGUUGUCCCCCAUGAAACCAUCGGGAAAGUGUGCCUGGAAUCAGCUGUGGAGCUGCCCAAGAUCCUGUGCCAGGAGGAGCAAGAUGCCUACAGGAGAAUUCACAGCCUCACGCAUCUAGACUCCGUCACCAAGAUUCACAACGGCUCAGUGUUCACCAAGAACCUCUGCAGCCAGAUGUCUGCCAUCAGCGGGCCCCUGCUCCAGUGGCUGGAGGACAGACUGGAGCAGAACAAGCAGCGGGUGCAGGAGCUGCAGCAGGAGAAGGAGCAGCUCUUGGAGGAACUAGCGGCCCUGGAGUGAAAGAGGAAACGGACCUUUGAGAAAAGAGACACGAAUAAAACUCUGCAAGUGCUACCUGUGGCUGGAGGGUGGCCCUGCUCCGUGCAGCAGGGCCCGUUCCUGCGGGAUGAGGGCUCCGUCCGCCCCAGCUUGACGGAGAGCAGGGGCGGCUCUCCAGGUGCCCCGCGAGGCAGUUCUAGCCCCGUGCUGGGGUUAGGCAGCAUCUCGUGGGAGAAGAGAGCCCAGGCUGGGGGCCGAGCAGCCAGGGAACACGCUGUGUCCCCUCCCUGCGUGUGACAGCUCUGCUGCUUUGUGCCAGGAGCCCAGAACAGCAGUAGCAGGGGCUGGUCUCUCCGCAGUCAUUUCUGAUGCUGCCACUCUUGCUGCCUUGUAGUAGCUUUGGUCAACCAUAAUCUAACACCAGUAGUAUUCUGGAUUACAGGUUAUCCACCAGGCAGGAACGAGGUGGGAGGGAUCUUUGGCAUAGGGUCAGUGCUCUGUGUACUUCACAUAAAGAAUUCCAAAGCCAGAGCUGCUCAGAGGAGAAGUGAGGUGGAUGCUGCAGCAAAUGGAGUGUCAGUGCCUGCAUUUUUGGAUCCUGUCUCUUCACUCCUAAUUCACAGGUUGCUGUUGAGUACCCAGCACUGCAGGUCUCUGCGAAAUGGGCGGUUUCUGCUGGAUUGAGGGAGAAAUGUGGCUCUUUCCUGGAGGGAAGAGCAAGAUGCUAGAAAGAGAGCUGAUAGCCACGUGAGCCUUUCAUUCCUGUGAGCUGCACUUCCCUGCAGAAACUUCAUUGACCUGAAACCGAAGAAAAUAACCCGGGUUGUUGAACUGGUCCUUUAACUGUCCUUGCCGUGGGAUUUGAGAGUAGCCUAAGCCCAUGUGUGUUGUUAUUAUCCGCAUCCAGGUAUUGAAGUCUGUCCUCUGAGCUAGCCUAGUUAAACCGCUGUUCUGGCUCCUUGUUCCUGUGCGUUGCUCCAUCGGAAGCCUCACGUGCCGGGUGAACGCGCUGGAAGUCGUUGCCUGUUGUGACGUUUCUGACAACUUAGUGGUCGGACUGC
This is a messenger RNA of Nothoprocta perdicaria, 1846 nucleotides long. It is a transcript of the gene BRCC3, whose product is annotated as BRCA1/BRCA2-containing complex subunit 3. Lineage: Eukaryota; Metazoa; Chordata; Aves; Tinamiformes; Tinamidae. Gene Ontology annotation, cellular component: BRISC complex; BRCA1-A complex. Gene Ontology annotation, molecular function: cysteine-type deubiquitinase activity; metallopeptidase activity; polyubiquitin modification-dependent protein binding. The transcript is spliced from 8 exons. Bases 21 to 806 code for a protein of 261 amino acids. Gene Ontology annotation, biological process: double-strand break repair. The record is from RefSeq and is a predicted model, not a curated record.